Molecule: messenger RNA, 1489 nt
Organism: Drosophila sulfurigaster albostrigata
Lineage: Eukaryota; Metazoa; Arthropoda; Insecta; Diptera; Drosophilidae
Exons: 1
Coding region: 211-1446 (411 amino acids)
Molecular function (GO): nucleic acid binding; zinc ion binding
Source: RefSeq, a predicted model, not a curated record
AGUGUGUGUAUAUGUUGGUGUGAGUGUGUGGGUAUGCUGUUGUAGGAAUUUCACCAGAGGCUUAAUUUCAUCAUUAUAGGAAUAUUGCAUCAGUCACUAAUUGCGCCGUGAUUAAUUGUGUGUGUAUGUUGUCGCUUUAAGAAGUGUCGUUUUAGCAGGGCGACAGCGUAGUGUCGCUGUCGCCGAGUGUGGUUCGGUGGUAAGCAUAGAAUGAAGAAGGGACGACGCAGGCAGUUGCGUAUAGAUCGUCGUGUAUGCAAAACCGAAACUCGCUGUGUUAUUACGAUGUCGGAAAAUAGCGGCGCUGCAACAUCAGAAGUGGGAUCUGGCUCGCUACCUAAUGAUUCAGAUGGACCAUGGCGAAUUUUGAUGGAAAUGCAAAAUAAAAACUUGAUCGAGCUUAUUAAAGCUGUACAAUCGGCGACACCUGAAACAACAAACAAAAAAACAAUUGUGCUUCCAAAAUUCAACGCAGACCUUGAUGGCGCCGACGCGUCGGCCUGGUGUUCAACCGUAAACAUAAUUUUGGCAGAAAAUACUAUAAAAGGCAGCGAGUUGGUAAUGGCUUUGAGUGCAUCGUUGGAAGGUAGUGCGUCACAGUGGCUUCCGCAAAUAUGUUAUCCAGAGAUAACUUGGGAUGAAUUUAAAGAACUUUUCAUGCAGCGUUUUGGCAUUGUAGAAACGCCAGCGGCCAUGUUUUUGUCAAUGCUAGCUAAUUGUCCGACCGAUGGCGAAUGUCUCUCCAAUUAUGCUAGUCGUAUGGUGACGUCACUUAUCACGAAAUGGCGUGACAUGAACGUAGAGGAAAUUGCAGUUUCUGUGACUCUUGCGAAGAUGGCUCAUGUUGAUAACAGAUUGCAGCGUUUAACCUUUACUUCGAAUAUGCGCACCAGAAGUGAAUUGCAAACUGAGCUUAAAGCAUUCGCGUUCAACAAGAGGAAGAAAAAUUCACAAGAAGAAAUAUCGUCACCUGACAGAAAGCGUUCGAAACUUUCAACAAUAAAAUGUCAUUUUUGUGGAAAAUUAGGCCACAAGAUGAUGGAAUGUCGAGCUAAGCAGCAGCAAAAUCCGUCUUCUCAUGCUACGAACAGUAGCGGCAGGAGUGUAUCUGGCCACCAUCAAAAAGCGAAUGUAACCUGCUUUAAGUGUGGUGAACUUGGCCAUAUUUCAACACAUUGCAGUAAGCCUAAAGUGGACAAGAUCAAGGAUACACAUCAGAUGAAAAGAGUGGAGCUUUGCGAAGUUGUUGAGCCCAAAGGAGAGAUGGUUCAUCGAGGUGAGACGUUUAUAACAACGUUCGACUCUGGAGCGGAAUGUUCAUUAAUAAAACAAAAGAUAAGUCACAAAUUAGUUGGUAAAAGAAUUAACAAUGUAGUGAUGCUGAAGGGUAUUGGUAGUGGCGGCAUAUGUAGUACAUUGCAAAUACUUAGUAACGUAAAAAAUUAAUCAACAUUGUAUUGAAAUCUUGUUUCAUGUUUUGGAUAAUGAG